Erigeron canadensis is the source of this 3087-nucleotide messenger RNA. RefSeq lists its product as uncharacterized. The record is from RefSeq and is a predicted model, not a curated record. Gene Ontology annotation, molecular function: DNA helicase activity. Gene Ontology annotation, biological process: DNA repair; telomere maintenance. Lineage: Eukaryota; Viridiplantae; Streptophyta; Magnoliopsida; Asterales; Asteraceae. The transcript has 5 exons. The coding region runs from base 1 to 3087 and encodes 1028 amino acids.
AUGGCUGCUUUUGUAUCUGGUAAUUCAACUGAUGAAAGAGUAGAUGAAAGAAUAGUGGUUGAGUUAACUCAAAUGUUGGACAAUCACAAUUCUCUUGCCAGGGCUUUCCGAAUGGCGCGAGAUUGGUGUGAAGAAAAUAAUAAUAACAAUUGUGAACUUCGUUUGUUGGGUCAGAGAACUACAAUGAGGCAAUAUAAUAAACCUACCGUAUCUGAAGUUGCAGUCUUGAUUACAAACGAAUUUGGAGAGAAUACAGAACCAAGAGAUGUUAUUGUUAGCCCAACAAGUGGUGGACUUAAAAGAAUCUCUGAACUGCAUCAACUCUAUAUGGCAUUGCAAUACCCUUUGUUGUUUCCUUACGGAGAAACUGGGUAUCAUAAUCAGAUACCAUAUCAUAGGAACAUUGGAAGGCGAAAAACAAAACGGGAAACAGUAACAAUGAGAGAAUUCUAUUGUUACAGAUAUCAUUAUAGAAAUAAUGAAGGAACUACCUUAUUGAGAGGAGGUCGAUUAUAUCAACAGUACUUGGUUGAUUCAUAUACUGCAGUUGAAGAAGAACAAUUGAGAUAUACCCGGAAUCAUCAAGCUGAAUUACGUGUAGACCUUUAUAACAAUGUAUGUGAUGCUGUGACUAAAGGAGAUACGCGAGCUGAUGCAGUUGGCAAGAGGAUAGUUUUACCUACAAGCUUUACAGGCAGCCCAAGGUAUAUGGUUCAAAAUUACCAAGAUGUUAUGGCCCUUUGUCGUGCUUUUGUAAAUCCAGAUUUAUUUAUAACAUUCACAGCAAACCCUAAAUGGCCGGAAAUAGAUAAAAUGGUAUCGUUAAUCAGUGGCCAUAAAUCACAUGAUCGUUCAGAGUCAGUCACCCGUAUUUUUAAAAUGAAAUUAGAUCUCUUGAUGGAAGAUAUUAUGCAGAAGAAGAUAUUUGGGGAGUGCAAAACAGGGAUAUACACCAUUGAAUUUCAAAAGCGUGGGCUUCCUCAUGCACAUAUCCUAAUUUGGCUUGGUCCUGAAACAAAAUGUAACACACCAGAGGAAAUAAAUGAUAUCAUAUCUGCAGAAUUACCUUUGGAAAGUGAAGACCCAGAUUUAUAUGAGGCUGUUUUAGAAUUUAUGUUACACGGUCCUUGCGGGGCUGAUUCACCAAAUGCUUCAUGCACAGAAGAUGGAAAAUGCAAAAAACACUUCCCAAGGCCAUUUUAUCAGGAGACUACUAUUGACGCAGAUGGAUACCCAGUUUAUCAACGAAGGAAUAAUAGAGUAUUUGUGCAGAAAGGUAAGACAAAACUCCACAAUGGUUUUGUUGUACCAUACAAUCGGUAUCUAUUACUCAAAUACAAAGCACACAUUAAUGUUGAAUGGUGCAACCGAUCUCGCGCAAUAAAGUAUCUGUUCAAGUAUCUUAACAAAGGUCCUGAUAGAGCAACAAUAGUCAUCCAUGAAAAUGUUGCAACUCAUGGCCAAUCCUCUGCAGAAAAUAUUCUUAUCAUUGAUGAGAUCAAGAACUAUUUGGACUGCCGAUAUUUAUCACCAUGUGAAGCAGUCUGGCGAAUGCUUGCAUUCUCCAUUCACUAUUCUUAUCCAUCAGUCAUCAGGCUCACAUUCCAUCUACCUGAACAACAUAUGAUUACCCUUCGUGAUUCAGAGAAUCUACGGAAAAAGCUAAACGAAGAAGGAAUUGAAAAAACCAUGUUCACAGAAUGGAAAGGUUGUAUUGGUCGCAUUGUUUAUUGUAACCCGGCUGCAGGUCCACGAUAUUAUCUGAGGAUUUUGUUGAGUGUUGUCAGGGGACCACAAUCUUAUAAAGACAUCAAAACUGUUAAUGGUCCGGAGUAUGCUACAUACAAAGAAGCUUGCAUUGCAUACGGACUAUUAAAUGAUGACAAAGAAUGGACGGAUUCGGGGUGUUACACGGAUGCUAUAAAUGAGGCAAAGCUCUGGGCAACGGGUUCACAGCUUCGAGACUUGUUCGUCACAAUUUUAAUGUUUUGUGAUGUACGCAGCCCGCUUGAAAUAUGGAAUGAAAAUUGGGAAACUUUAUCUGAAGAUAUUUUGUACAGAUUGAGACGACAAUUCAAGUUUCCCAAUUUACAUCUUUCUGAUGAACAAAUCAAGAAUUAUUGUUUGGUUGAAAUACAGGAAAUUUUGCAAAGAAAUGGCAAAUCAUUGGAUGAUUUCAGCGAUAUUCCAAAACCUGAUGAAACCUUACUCACAGCUAUGGAUAAUCGGUUGAUACGUGAAGAACUCAGUUAUAACCAGUCACAAGAAGCUCUGGAACAUGAACAGCUUUUCCAUAAGCUUAAUCCUGAUCAAAUGACAAUCUAUGAGAAUGUCAUUGCAUCAGUGCAUAAAGAAAGAGGCGGUUUCUAUUUUGUUUAUGGUCCAGGAGGCACAGGGAAAACAUUCCUAUAUAAAACUAUACUCUCAUGGUUGCGCUCAGAGGGAACAAUUGCACUUGCAGUUGCAUCUUCAGGGAUUGCAUCUUUGUUAUUGCCUGGAGGAAGGAUAACUCAUAGUCGGUUUGUGAUCCCAUUGGAACUCAUGGAAUAUAGUACAUGUGGGAUCAAGCAAAAAACACAUUUGGCUGCACUCAUGCAGCAAGCAAAGUUAAUCAUAUGGGAUGAGGCCCCGAUGACACAAAAAUACGCUUUUGAGGCCCUUGAUAAGACAUUGAAAGAUAUAUUAGGUUUAAACAACCCAAGAAAUAGAACACGGAUCUUUGAAGGGUUGACAGUGUUACUUGGGUGGGAUUUCAGACAAAUUUUGCCAGUCAUUCCCAAAGGGCAACGACAAGAAAUUGUCCAUUCCUGUAUUAACAAGUCUAUUUUGUGGAAGUGUUGUCAACUUUACACACUAUCCCGAAGUAUGCGUGUGAAUGAAUACUCUCCAACAGGGGAACUUGAUAGGAGAAAACAGCAAUUCAAUAAAUGGGUACUUGAUAUUGGAGACGGUGUUGUGGAGCAAAAACAAAAGAAGGAGAAGACGAACCUACUUGGGUCAACAUUCCAGGGAGAUUUCUUGUGCCAUGCUCUGCAUCUCCAAUUGAAGACAUCAUCAACGCUACAUUUCCUAACUUUGAUGAAAUGA